CGCCGCUCCGCACUCGACAUCAUACCCCGUCGAGGGAGCGCGGCGUUAGCGGUUAGCCGUUAGCAGUCAUGGCCGGAGUGGUGAAGAAGACCACGGGAUUGGUGGGACUCGCUGUUUCACAAAACCCGCAUCAGCGUCUUAGGGUUCUGUACACCAAGAUUUUGGGUUCCCUCCAGUCGAUGCCCCAGGAUGCUGCCUACAGGAAGUACACAGAGCAGCUGAUCACUGAGAGAUUCAACCACGUCAAAACAGAGCCAGAUGUAGAGAAGCUGGAGAAGAAAAUCAACUGUGGCCAGAUUGAGGAGGUCAUCGCACAAGCGGAGUCGGAGCUUUUCUUGUCCAGGAAGAUGUCAGAAUGGAAACCAUGGGAGCCGCUGAUUGAAGAGGCUCCUGCAAACCAGUGGAAAUGGCCAAUCUGAGAGCUCAUAUUGAGGCUUCAUUCAUAAUAGACCAUUUAUUCAGUUCCAUCAAUGGGCUAUGUUGUCGAUGUAAGUUGUAUUUAUGUUUUAAAAUGAUGAAUAAACCCAAUGUUUAUGAUUGGC
Colossoma macropomum (tambaqui) is the source of this 542-nucleotide messenger RNA. It is a transcript of the gene ndufa5, whose product is annotated as NADH:ubiquinone oxidoreductase subunit A5. NCBI's taxonomy places the organism in Eukaryota, Metazoa, Chordata, Actinopteri, Characiformes, Serrasalmidae. The record is from RefSeq and is a predicted model, not a curated record. The transcript has 5 exons. The coding region runs from base 69 to 419 and encodes 116 amino acids. Gene Ontology annotation, biological process: respiratory electron transport chain.